AUGGAGGAUUCGGAUGUACCAAAGAAAAAUGACGAAAAAUGCCCGCUUUGUCGAGCUGAUCGUUACUUAAAUCCCAAUAUGAAAUUGCUCAUUAAUCCAGAAUGCUAUCACAAAAUGUGUGAAUCUUGCGUCGAUAGAAUCUUUACCACUGGACCAGCUGCUUGUCCGACUCCAGGAUGCGGCAAAAUCCUUCGAAAAGCCAAGUUUCGUGAACAGACCUUUGAAGAUGCACAAAUAGAACGGGAAAUUGACGUUCGCCGGAGGAUUGCUAAAAUCUUUAAUAAGGGUCAGCAAGACUUUGAGUCCUUACAAGAAUACAAUGACUAUUUGGAAGAAGUUGAGAAUUUGACUUUCAACUUAAUUUAUCAAGUCGAUGUCGAAGAAACCGAAAAAAGGGUCCAACAAUACGAAAAACAAAACCGCGAGUCAAUUGCACUUAACUCCGCACGAGCUGCAGCUGAAUCUCGGUUGUUUGCUCAAAAUGAAAUUCUACUAAAGAAACAAAAACAAGAAGCUAGAGAUGCUGUUGUUAGAGAACAUGAGUUAGAACGAGAACGGCGAGAACAGGUUGAACAGCAAAUCAUCCAUGACUUGGCUACGUCUGGUAAAGAUCCAAAUAAAAUUGUGAAACUUACAGAGACGCUCAAAAAGCAUCGGGAAAAAAAAGAUUCUCCACAGCUCGAUCCUUCACGAUCUUCUGCUUUGUAUCCCGGUCUUCAAAACUUGGCCUUACGAAGGCUUAAAGAAGAGCAGAUGCCUUUCAGCCCGCUUGCGGGUGAACGAAACACAAGCAAAUAUUAUGAUUAUUCUAUUGAGAACUAUAACGACCCCUUUAUGGAUAAAAUAACCAAGGAACCAAACCGGUCAAUUGGUUUUAGAGUGGAAGAUUGUCAUCUUCGUUGUUUAUACGAAGCGUUUAGUGGUCUUGAUUUCGAUCUUACAGAAAUUAAUCCCCCAACCAAAACCGACUCGAAUGUUCAGGCAGCCACGAUGAGUACUUCAUAA
Schizosaccharomyces osmophilus is the source of this 1005-nucleotide messenger RNA. It is a transcript of the gene pmh1, whose product is annotated as transcription factor TFIIK complex ubiquitin-protein ligase E3 subunit, Pmh1. The transcript is spliced from 6 exons. Gene Ontology annotation, cellular component: transcription factor TFIIH holo complex. The coding region runs from base 1 to 1005 and encodes 334 amino acids. NCBI's taxonomy places the organism in Eukaryota, Fungi, Ascomycota, Schizosaccharomycetes, Schizosaccharomycetales, Schizosaccharomycetaceae. Gene Ontology annotation, biological process: positive regulation of cyclin-dependent protein serine/threonine kinase activity; regulation of transcription by RNA polymerase II; nucleotide-excision repair. The record is from RefSeq and is a predicted model, not a curated record. Gene Ontology annotation, molecular function: cyclin-dependent protein serine/threonine kinase activator activity.